Anthonomus grandis grandis is the source of this 550-nucleotide messenger RNA. RefSeq names its product DNA-directed RNA polymerase I subunit RPA12 (gene RpI12). Gene Ontology annotation, biological process: termination of RNA polymerase I transcription; DNA-templated transcription. Gene Ontology annotation, cellular component: RNA polymerase I complex. The transcript is spliced from 2 exons. Lineage: Eukaryota; Metazoa; Arthropoda; Insecta; Coleoptera; Curculionidae. The record is from RefSeq and is a predicted model, not a curated record. Bases 120 to 485 code for a protein of 121 amino acids. Gene Ontology annotation, molecular function: zinc ion binding; DNA-directed RNA polymerase activity; nucleic acid binding.
CACUGUUAUAAACCCACAAGGAAUAAGAGACCUAACCUAUUCAAGAAAUAUAAUUAAUAUAGUGUUUGAAUGUCUCUAAUAUUUAUUUUCAUAAAUUAGUUUAUAAAUAAAAAGUCUCUAUGACUGAUGCAUUCCAAAAGGUGACGGGCUUCUGCUCGGAUUGCGGGUCUAUUUUACCACCCUUAAAAAGUACUGGGGGAGUCAGUUGUUACACUUGCUCAAAAAAUUUUGAACCGCAAAUGCUUGUGGACAAAAACUCAGAGGUGCACUACACAAUACAUUUUAAUGUGAGAUCUGUGCCAACCAAAAACUCUAACGAGCAAAAAGAAGAUGAAGACGAGGGACCUGUGGUAGAACGAAAAUGCCCCAAGUGUGGAAAUGAAAAAAUGUCUUAUGCUACAUUACAGUUAAGGUCUGCCGAUGAAGGCCAAACUGUGUUUUAUACUUGUACCAAGUGUAAAUUUAAAGAAAGUGAAAACUCAUAAUUUCUAAUAAUCUACUUUUAUUAAUUAAAAACAAAAUAAAUUAUACCAUGUUCUACUAUAUACAA